Molecule: messenger RNA, 5694 nt
Organism: Malus domestica (apple)
Lineage: Eukaryota; Viridiplantae; Streptophyta; Magnoliopsida; Rosales; Rosaceae
Product: disease resistance protein RPV1-like
Biological process (GO): defense response; signal transduction
Molecular function (GO): ADP binding
Source: RefSeq, a predicted model, not a curated record
UCUUCUACAGUAAAGUAAGCCACAAAGAAAUUAACAAAUAAUAUAUAGUCAGAAAUGCUGCCGUCCCUCUCCUCUAUUGAUUAGCUGCUUGUUUUACAAGAUCUAUUUUCCCCGGAGACACCAACAAUGACCGAUUUUAUGGCUCUAAGUUCCUCCUUUUCUGGCGAUUCUGGUUCUCAUGAAUACCUCUAUGACGUUUUCUUGAGUUUCAGAGGUGGAGAUACGCGCAAGAAUUUUGUCGACCACGUCUAUGCUGCUUUGGAGAAAGAAGGCUUUUUAAUCUUCCGAGAUGGGGAUGAAUUGGAGAGAGGAGAAGAUAUCAAGUCGGAGUUGAUGAGAGCCAUCCGUAAGUCCCGAUGCUCGAUCGUUGUGUUUUCAGAAGGCUACGCAUCUUCCAGAUGGUGCCUUGACGAGCUUGUAAUGAUCCUUGAAUGCAAGAGGAAGUUCGACCAAUUUGUCUUCCCAGUCUUCUACGGAGUGGACCCUUCUCAUGUGAGGGACCAGAAAGGAAGUGUUGCGGAAGCAUUUGAUAGGCACGUAAAAAGCCAACCGUUGGACAAGGUGAAGCGAUGGAAGUCAGCACUUACAGAGGCUGCAAAUAUUUCAGGGAUGGUCAUGCUAAAUCAAGCUGAUUGGAACGCAAGCAAGUUUAUCGAAGAUCUUGUUGCAACGACUAAAGAAAGAGUACAACGAAGUCGCCCCUUUAGGAUGAGCCCAUACCUUGUUGGAAUAGAUUCACGUGUCAAAGACAUUAAUUCAUGGCUACAAGAUGAAUACUCUGACAUUGGCCUGCUUGUAGUUCAUGGGACAAGUGGAAUAGGGAAGACAACUAUUGCAAAGUGUGCUUAUAAUUUAAACAUGGCACGAUUUUAUCGAAGCAGUUUCCUUGAAAAUAUAAGUGAAACUUCACAGCUACCCAGUGGCUUACUGCAUGUACAAGAAAGAGUUCUCUAUGAUAUUUGUGGCAGAAAAGUGAAACUCAAGAAUGUUAGUGAAGGAAAGUUUGAGAUUGGACGUGCCGUAUACUCUCAAAGAUUUUUUCUUGUUCUCGAUGGUUUGGAGAGUAUGGAUGAAUUUGAUGCUGUAACAUGUGGGUUGAAAGAAGCAAGGUUUGGAAGUAAAAUCAUCAUAACAACUACAAAUGCAAGGGUGCUAAGCGCUGCUCUGGAAUUUGGUUAUAAGGUGUGUACUGUUGGAAUUUUGAACGACAAUGAAUCGUUGGAGCUCUUCUGUUGGCAUGCUUUUAAACAAUUCCAGCCAAUUGAAGGUUACAUGGAACGUUCAAAAAGUAUAGUACAAUACUGCGGAGGGCUUCCAUUAGCUCUUGCUAUUCUCGGUUCUUCACUAUCGGGCCGAAGUAUAGAUGCAUGGGAAAGCACAUUGAAGGAACUGAAAACUAUUCCAGAUUCCUCGAUCAUGAGAACACUCAAAAUAAGCUACGAUUCUUUGUAUGAUCAUGAACGAGCGCUGUUCCUCCAUAUUGCGUGUUUCUUUGUUGGAAUUGACAGAGAUUACAUUGUUAGCAUACUCCACGGGUGUGACUUCGACAUAAUUGCUGCCAUGGAAAGUCUCAUUGAAAAAUGCUUGCUAACAAUUGAUAGAGAUAAUAAGGUGUAUAUGCAUCGCUUGAUUCUUGACGUGGGAAGAGAAAUUGCACGCCAAGAGGCAAGGAAGCCUGGGAAACGUAGUAGAAUGUGCCGUGAAAAAGAUUCUUUUCAAGUAUUGACAGAAAAAAAUAUCAAUUUUCCACCGGAGACAUCAGCAACGGACGAUUUGAUGACUCUAACUUCCUCCUCUUCCAGCAAUUCUCGUUCUCAAUACCUCUAUGACGUUUUCUUGAGUUUCAGAGGUGAAGACACUCGCGAAAAUUUUGUCGACCACCUCUAUGCUGCUUUGAAGAAAGAAGGCCUAUUAGCCUUUCGAGACGACAAUGAACUUGAGAGAGGAGAAGAUGUGGAGCCGAGGUUGCUGAGAACCAUCCGUAAGUCCCGAUGCUCGAUCGUUGUGUUUUCAGAAGGCUAUGCAUCUUCCAGAUGGUGCCUUGACGAGCUUGUAAUGAUCCUUGAAUGCAAGAGGACCUUCGACCAAUUUGUCUUACCAGUCUUCUACGGAGUGGACCCUUCUGAUGUGAGGAAGCAGACAGAAAGUAUUGCGAAAGCAUUUGCCAGGCACGAAAAAGGUCAACCGUUGGACAAGGUGAAGGUAUGGAGGGCAGCCCUUACAGAGGCUGCAAAUAUAGGAGGGACGAUGUUGCAAAUUGAAGCUGAUUGGCACGAACGCAAGUUUAUCAAAAAUCUUGUUGCAGCGACAACAGAAAUACUACAAAGUCUCCUUAUCCGACUUUGUCCUGUAGAGCUCAAUGGAUUUUUUGAAGAACUUCCUAAAGGAUUAAAAUGGUCGCGUUGGUUUGAAUUUCCUUUGAAUUCUAUACCUGAUGGUCUUACUUUGGACCGUCUGGUUGUUCUUGAAGCGAGGUAUAGCAGCUGGAGACAAGUCUGGAAGGGGAGAAAGUAUCUUCCAUCAUUGAAGAUCCUAGAUGUCUGCCAUUCCCAUAACCUUACUGAAGUCCCCGACUUGUCACUAGUCCCCAACCUAGAGAAACUGAUUCUUAACAAUUGUAAAAACUUGGUUGGUAUCCAUGGAUCUAUUGGAAAGUUAGAGAGACUUGUUUACUUGAACAUAAAAGGUUGCAAGCGUAUUCGGAAGUUUCCCAAGCACAUGCCAGAAAACCUUGAAACAAUUAUAACACAUGGUUGCUCAAAUCUUGAGGAGUUUAGAAUUAUGCAGUCGAAGAUGAUGAUGCAUCUGAAAGCUCUUGACGCAGAUGAAGCUCAUAUUAGUGGAUUAGUUUAUGGGGCACACAAAUCAGGGCGCACGUUUUGGGACUGGUUCAAUAAAAAUACAAAGCUCAUAGUUCAUGUAAACAUUCCUCAUUUGUUACGCGGGUGUGAGAAGUUUAUGAAGCUAAUUAUACAGCAAUAUCAUGCUGCUACUAACAAUCAGAAAUUGAAAUGGCUGAACCACAAAUAUUCAGGGGUGCAAAAUCUAAAGCUGAUUCCUUCAGUAACAGUAAGUCUGCAUAAAUUAUCCAAGGUUGCGGACUCUUAUUCUGCUGGCACCACAUACAGAGACCUUAUUUCAUGCCAGGGUUCUAAGAUAGUGGAGGACGUGAAUUUGGAAGAAAAGGCUGGGUGUGAAAUAGAGGUUGCAGAUGUAGAAGAUGAGGGUUUAACUGAAUCUCUAAAAUCCUCAUUAUUUCUUUAUUGUUCCCUUUUUCCAUUAGAUUAUGAAUUUAGGAAAUAUGAGUUGGUUCAGUUAUGGAUAGCUGAAGGCUUUAUUGGAGAGAUGCACAGAGAGAGAAUGGAGGAUACUGGUAUUUUGUAUUUCGAUUUCAUGGAGAGUGAAGGCUUUUUUGUGCCCUCAAGAAGUGAUUUCAGUGUAGAUUUUGAUUCAGUGUUCUCACUGCCCAUUUAUAAUCCCAGCAACUUCUUGUACAAGAUUAAUACUAUCAAGCUUUCAGUUUUGGAAAAACAAAUUUACCAGGAUGGUUAUUUCAGAGCUGUGGAUGGUAAGUUAGAUGGAGCUUCAGAAAUGACACAACAUUUGUCUCUGAUUUUUAAAAAUAUGGAUGAGGUGGGUGGGGUUCUCCAAAAGUUUAAGCGUCUUCGCACGUUGCUUUUGUUCAAUGGUAGCAGGUCUUCCAUUAAACAAGUUCCUCGUAAUCUUUUGUCGGGCUUAAAGUUGUUGAGGACAUUGAAUUUGAGUGGAACUCUCAUCUCUGAACUACCGAGUUCCAUUCGAAAUGUCAAAGCAUUGCGCUAUCUUGAUGUUUCUCACACUCCCAUUAGGCAGUUGCCCGAAGCAAUCGAUUCUCUUCACAAUUUACAGACCAUAAAACUGAGAGGUUGUGUUAACUUUGUUCAGUUACCGAAGGGCAUCAAGAAGCUAACCAACCUACGCCAUGUCGAACUUGAUAUCAUUCGGCAAUUGGAUUCCUUGCCUGCAUACUUGGGAAACUUGACUAACCUGCAGACUCUGUCAGCAUUUCUCGUCGGUAGAGAUCAGGGGUGCAAUAUUGGAGAGCUGAAGAAUUUGAAUCAUCUCAAAGGAGCACUUCGCAUUUCAAGGCUCGAAAACGUGUUGACUAAGGAAGAGGCUGAGAAAGCUUCAUUGAGUACAAAGAAAUCCCUCCAGAGAGUGGUUCUCCGGUGGAGUAGUCUGUUGGUUGAGAAUGUACGGGAAAAGGAAAUCCUUGAAUGUCUGCAACCUCAUUAUGGUCUUCAAGAGCUAGGAAUUCAAAACUAUAGUGGCUCAACUCUUCCAGCUUGGAUUAGCAAUCGGGCUUUUGCAGACCUUCUUGUUGUUACUCUCUACAGAUGCAAAAAUUGUAAACGUCUUCCAUCUUUGGGGCAGUUACCAGCGCUUAAGUUUCUCUCCAUUAUUGAAAUGAAUGAGGUGGAAGAAAUUCAUCAUCAUUUAUUCAGAAAUGACGGAGUUGCUCAAGAGGACCCUGCAUUUCUGAAACUUGAGAGGCUAGAGAUUGAUAUCAUGCUUAAUUUGAAAGAGUGGAUGGCGAUAAAACAAGGUGAUUUACCGUCUCUACUUAAACUCACGGUGGACUCUUGCCCGGAGCUUGUCACUCUUCCUUCACUUUCAGAACUCAAAUCCCUCAAGCAUUUGGAGUUCAGACACUGCCCAAAGCUUCUGCCCUUGUCUCAAGAUGGACUACCUACCUCACUUGAGUCUUUAGUAAUUAUAUGUUGUCCUCAACUGAAAGAAUGGUGCACGAAGAGGGGAGGUCAAGAUCAGGACAACCUAUCGCAUGUGCCUAGAGUAUGGUUGGAUCAUGAAGAGCUAAAAAUGCAAGGAGAACAAUCUUUCAGUGACGCUUGAAGGGCUGGUUUCUGGUUGCUGGUUGAUGGUAGAUGGUUGUUGGUUGUUGGUUGCUGGUUGCUGGUUGCUGGUUGCUUGUAAAAUGAUUCUUGAAGUGUUGGUGGUGAUAUGUUGGAGUUAGCGGCUUCUUUUCACCAGUUGGGUGGCUGUUUAUGGGGUUUGUUUUGUGUAUUACGCUGUUUCAAUUUGCUCAGUGCAGCUUGUUUUUUAUUUUGAUUUUUGUGGUUUGAGUUGUUGCUGCUUCUCUUGCCGCAUUGUUGUUCAUAACUUCAUACAAUCGCAAGCAUGUGACUAGUAUUUAGGCUUAUUUUUAGCUAUGCCACUUGUAUUCUUCAACAAAUCUCACUUUACCCCUAAACUCUAUAUUGUUUUACUUUACCACUUGCACCUUUCCUUUGUAUCCCAAUUUACAUCCUACCGUCUAUAUUGUCUCACUUUAAAGGCUUUUUUAAAUUUAUUUGACAAAAUAGGUUAAGUGGGACAUUGAGGAAGAGUGUAAGUGUUAAAGUGAGACAAUAUAAAGUGUAGAGUGUAAAGUGAGACACGGAGGAAGAGUGCAUGUCGUAAAGUGAGUCAACAUAAAAUGUAAGGGCUAAAGUGAGAUUUGGUGAAAAGUAUAGGUGUCAUAACAAAAAAUAAGCCAAGUAUUUGUUAAGUUUACAUUCUCUUGCAGCAUUCUUGUUUUGUGUAAUAAGUAUUUGUAAAUCGAAUGUGGGAUUCAUUUGCUACGAAUUCUUAGCAUCUUUCAAAUGCAGACUCCCGACAAGUAGUACUAGAAUUUUUUACGGCCAAUUUGAACUA